AUGCCAUUCUCAGGAGGCGGCAGCAAGCAGCGCUCUAGCUUCGGUGCACUGCAACUUUCAAGUUUCACAAACGAUCCAGAGCAGGAUGGUCGCUCGUCACCGCUCCGCCUACUGCGCACCGUCAUCCCUGACUACGCGCUGAGAGGUGGGUCAGCUCGACUCACUUGCGACUACGACGCUGGCGAGUCAUCGCUGUACUCCGUGCGAUGGUUCAAAGACGACCUCGAGUUCUACAGAUACGUGCCUCGAUCUGUGCCUUCAUAUCAAGUCUUUCAGCGCCAAGGCUUCGUGGUUGAUGAGGGCGCGUCGGAGGCCAGUCACGUGGUGGCCAGAGGCCUGCAGUUCGAGGCGUCCGGUCAGUACCGCUGCGAGGUGUCCGCUGAGGGACCGGAGUUCACCACUGUCAUCGGUCACGGCACGAUGCUGGUCCUGGAUCCCCCUCGCUCGGGCCCCUCAGUGUCAGGUCUCCAGCAGGAGUCCAAGGUUAAUGACUCGGUGGAGGUGACACAUCCCCCUCGCUCGGGCCCCUCAGUGUCAGGUCUGCAGCAGGAGUACAAGGUUAAUGACUCGGUGGAGGUGACAUGUACGUCGUCCCCUUCACAUCCCCCAGCACACCUUUCCUGGCUACUCAACGGCCGGCAAGUAUCCGAGGAGGAGUCGGUUACGGUGAGCGAUCCGCUGGAGCAGCCAGGCGGGUUGUUGGUGCGCGUCUCGAGCUUGCGGUUCACAGCUACGCAAGAACACUUCCAAGAUGGCCGCCUCACCGUCAAAUGCUUGGCAUCUUUGGCUCCUCCUGGUUAUCCCAGCGCUGCAAGUGACAGAGCAUCCUGGCACUCAGCCGUUGGCACUGCCACUACUUCUGAUAAUAACAUUUCUAACAAAAAAGGGAAACAACCUGUCCGCGACAAAGCAAAGUUCCUGGAUAGUCGUCUGCUAGAGCAGCAGAAGCGCGCCAUGAUGCACUUUUUCUACACCUGGGAGACUUCAGUAACUGUGUCGAGCGCCACGAGGCAUCACUUCACUGCACAGCUUCUCGUGAUGGCGACAGGGCUGCUCCUGUACUGCACGUCGUACUGA
This is a messenger RNA of Hyalella azteca, 1077 nucleotides long. RefSeq lists its product as uncharacterized. The transcript has 7 exons. NCBI's taxonomy places the organism in Eukaryota, Metazoa, Arthropoda, Malacostraca, Amphipoda, Hyalellidae. Bases 1 to 1077 code for a protein of 358 amino acids. The record is from RefSeq and is a predicted model, not a curated record.